CGGAGCCACUUCAUCAUUAUUACAUCUAAUUCUGGUUUCGACUCUGAAUACUUCCCUCUCGAACCGCUCUCGUAACCUUCAAUCUCCGCAGCCGAUGCGGUAAUUCUUUCUAAUAUCCUUCACUUCUUGACUUGCGCAGCACCUGUGAUCGUCUACAUCCUACAUCAUGGCCACCAACGCGUCGGUCAUUUUUGACCUCCCACCCCUCCCGACCUAUUCCUUGACUCCGCGUCCUCCGGUCCUUGCCCCCAUACCAGACAACAUUCUGGCUCUGAUGCUGCCCAUUGUUGCCUACUGGGCUUUAUCGAUGGUGUAUCACUACAUUGACGUCAACGACUAUUUCCCUCAAUACCGUCUUCACACGCCAGCUGAAGUGCUGAAACGAAACCGGGUCACGCGCUGGGAGGUGGUGAGAGAUGUCAUACUCCAACAAGUUAUCCAAACGAUCGCGGGCUAUGCAGUGAGCUAUUUCGACCCUCCCGACUAUCUGGGCAAAGAAGAGUACGACAUUGCUGUAUGGGCUCGCCGUAUCCGCCUCAUGCAAAGGGGCCUGCCUCACCUGUUGGCUCUAUUUGGAGUCGAUGCUCUGGGAUUGGGGAAGAACCUGUCGCACAAUGGUUGGACAAUGCUGGGAGGAGCCAUUGCAGGCGGGCACUAUCCUGCCUUUACCCAGUCUAUCAUUCUGGAUAGUGGUGUAGAAGCGGUGGCUCCCGCUUUCACGAGGUGGGAACUUUCGACGGCCAGCUUCAUGUAUUGGUUUUUUAUUCCGGCGCUUCAGUUCAUUUGGGGCGUCUGUGUCGUCGAUACCUGGCAAUAUUUUCUGCACCGCGCGAUGCACCUGAAUCGGUGGCUCUAUGUUACCUUCCACUCCCGUCAUCAUCGCCUAUACGUUCCGUACGCGUUCGGUGCCCUCUACAACCAUCCCGUCGAAGGAUUUCUCCUUGAUACCGCUGGCACCGGCGUUGCAUUUUUGACGGCUCGCAUGUCCAUUCGUCAGAGCAUGUGGUUCUUCACCUUCUCCACCAUCAAGACGGUUGACGAUCACUGCGGCUACGCUUUCCCCUGGGACCCACUGCAGCACGUUACUUCCAACAAUGCUGCCUACCAUGACAUCCACCACCAAAGCUGGGGGAUCAAGACCAACUUUUCACAACCUUUCUUCAUCUUCUGGGACCGUUGGUUCGGUACUCAGUGGCAGGGUGAAGUGAAGCUCCGCUACGAACGUUCUCGUGAGACUGCUCAGAAGCAGCUGGACAACGAUGCUAGUUCCGCCACCAAUUCUGGCGUUGACACUCCCGUGUCUGGGAGUGUCACUCCUGUAAGUGCUGUCCAGGAAGCACCGUCCGAGUCAGUCUCUCGCACCCGGCGCAGAAAGACUGUUACUCUGUCCCCCCAUGUCGACGGCUUCAAAGGCGUGAACCACUCCGUCGCUAGCAGUGUCCUAUAGCGGAUGCUUCUUUCUUCGUCCAUAAUUGCCUAUAAUAAUUCUCACCUUUUGCCUUCGCCGCUCAACGGGGGUCUUUGGAGUUGCAGGACGUCUCCUACUUCCGAAUCCGCUGUCUGUUUAUUGCUUAAUUUUACGCUGUAUUAAUAGUCAGGUUGAUGAGAACCUGUUACGGACCUGUACAUUGUUUUCUUCCUACUGUUCGGUUUAUCUGUUAAUCAGAGCAUUCCGCAUGACCAUGAAGAUUGGAAAUUGAUG
This is a messenger RNA of Aspergillus sclerotioniger CBS 115572, 1702 nucleotides long. RefSeq names its product sphingosine hydroxylase (gene sur2). The record is from RefSeq and is a predicted model, not a curated record. The transcript has 2 exons. Bases 167 to 1447 code for a protein of 426 amino acids. NCBI's taxonomy places the organism in Eukaryota, Fungi, Ascomycota, Eurotiomycetes, Eurotiales, Aspergillaceae. Gene Ontology annotation, molecular function: iron ion binding; oxidoreductase activity. Gene Ontology annotation, biological process: lipid biosynthetic process.